AUGGAUUUAUCCCAGUUUCUAGAGCGGGUUACUCCUCCGGAGAUUCAAAAAACUGUACAACGUUCGACAACCAAGACAACAGUUCCUGCGUACCCGCGGGAGUACCUGGCCGACUUGACCCCUUGGUUAGGAAUUGACGAGGAAAUUAAGGAGCUGCUCGAUCCACACUUGAACCACUUUUCACGACGCUUUCUCCGGGCAGCGGAAGUUAUCGAAGACAAGAUCGAUACAAAAUCGAUAUGUGCGAAUGAAAGUGAAGUUGUCACGCUUGGAUGUAUCGUGUAUGAGGAUCCGACUCUGGCAAUUUUAAGAGAGGUUUUCUCGAUCAGAUGUGACUUUACGAACCACCGGGCUACCAAUAACAUAGGUGAUCCCGAUCGUGUGUUCUUCACUUUCAACGACGAAACAACCAGAGAUCGAUCCCGAGCUAAAUUUUUGAUGGAAUAUAAAACACCCUGGGCCCUCAGGAUGCCCACGAACAUAAUAACCUACUUUAAUAGGAAAAGAGGGGACCAAAGUGAUAAAGUAGUCAAGGCCAUCAGUCAGUUAUAUGGCUACAUGACCUUUAAUAACCUGAUGCACGGUGGACUUUGUAACUACGAGGUAUUAUACUUGCUUCGUAGAACCGGUGAUACCGGUUUACAGAUUUCCCGCCCAUUUCUUUACAGUCAGCGGGGUAUUGAAGGCCCUAUCGCAGCGUUGACAUAUAUAUGUCAUUACUCCGCUACCGAAGAAACCUUUCACUACUCUCCCGUCGAAAGAGGGCCGCCCGGGAUUCACACAUUUGUGCUGGAUGACUUGGAAGUUGAGGGAACGUGGGACGAAGAUAUUAAAGUUCCUUGGGCCAAUAUGAAGCUACGUCUACUCUGCCCUGUUAGCAAAAACAUUGCGACUGUAAUGUCGGGUGAGGUAGUUCCCCGGCAACGUAGAAGGUUUAGAUACCAAAAAAAGGCGUUUUUCAAAGUCUACGACAUAACACAGCCUUCAAAUUUGGAAGCAGCCGACGCAGAAAUCAAUGCCUAUACCGAUCUCGAAGCCCUUCAAGGAAAAUACAUACCAACACUUUAUGCCGCAGGCACUACUUUAGGGUCACUCAAGUUCCUGGUUUUGGAGGAUUGUGGGGAGACUGCGACCGAUGAAAAUAUAGACUCAAGUUUUUGGAGCCGUGCACGAAAGGCUAUUGAUGCAGUGCAUGCAUGCGGGAGGGUUCACGGAGAUAUAAAAUUGGAAAACUUUGCCGUUUCGAAUGGUAUUGUGAAACUGAUCGAUUUGGGCUCCUGCCGUUUGGCAUCCGAGACUGAUCGAUCUCGGGAGCGUUCCAGUCUCCGUUUUUUAAAGAGAGACUGGGAAGAGACGCAAGUCGGUGAUUCUGAUCGCUGA
Molecule: messenger RNA, 1380 nt
Organism: Orbilia oligospora ATCC 24927
Lineage: Eukaryota; Fungi; Ascomycota; Orbiliomycetes; Orbiliales; Orbiliaceae
Exons: 3
Coding region: 1-1380 (459 amino acids)
Biological process (GO): protein phosphorylation
Molecular function (GO): ATP binding; protein kinase activity
Source: RefSeq, a predicted model, not a curated record